Molecule: messenger RNA, 1854 nt
Organism: Colletotrichum graminicola M1.001
Lineage: Eukaryota; Fungi; Ascomycota; Sordariomycetes; Glomerellales; Glomerellaceae
Product: amino acid permease
Exons: 3
Coding region: 1-1854 (617 amino acids)
Biological process (GO): amino acid transmembrane transport
Cellular component (GO): membrane
Molecular function (GO): amino acid transmembrane transporter activity
Source: RefSeq, a predicted model, not a curated record
AUGGCCCCGUACAAUGAAGACGUCGAACUCAGCGCCAUCAAGGUCAAGGAGGACUCCCUCACCCUCGGGAGCAGCUACAGCAUGCGGCGCGAACCGGUUUACGACCCGACCCCGGCGCCGGGCGUCUUCGCCCGCGUGUUCGAGAGCUUCAAGCGCGACCCGGGCCAGAUGACGGAGAACAUGCGCCACCACCGCCGCCACCGCAGGUCGAACAGCAACUCGUCCAUAGACCUUGAACCGGGCAACGAGCGCGUCCUCAACGGCGUGCACUACUACGAUAUCCGCCUCGCGAACCUGCAAACUUCCAACACGCUGCUGAGCAGGAAGCUCAAGGGCAGGCACCUGCAGAUGAUCGCCAUCGGCGGCUCCAUCGGCACGGGGCUGUUCGUGGCGUCGGGACAGGCUCUCGAGAUCGGCGGACCGGCCUCGCUGCUGAUGGCCUUCUCCCUCGUAGGCGCCAUGCUGUUUUGCACCUGCCAGGCCCUCGGCGAGCUGGCCGUUGCCUUCCCCGUGGCCGGCUCGUUCUCGGCCUACUCGACGCGGUUCCUGGACCCCUCGUGGGGCUUCGCCAUGGGCUGGAACUACGCUUUGCAGUGGUUGACUGUCCUCCCGCUCGAAAUCAUUGCUGCAUCCAUCACGAUAACUUUUUGGGACCCGAACAUUACCAAGGCCAUUUUCGUCACAAUCUUCCUCAUUGGCAUCAUUGCCAUAAACCUCUUUGGCGUCAAGGGAUACGGAGAGGCCGAGUUCAUCUUCUCCAUUAUCAAAAUCAUUGCCGUGAUUGGCUUCAUCUUGCUCGGAAUCGUCCUCAACUGUGGGGGGACCCCCGACUCCGGAUACAUCGGCGGCCGGUACUGGCAGGACCCCGGGGCGUUCCACAAUGGCUUCAAGGGCCUCUGCAGCGUCUUCGUCACGGCCGCCUUCGCCUUCGCGGGUACCGAGAUGGUCGGCCUCGCGGCGGCCGAGACGGCGAACCCGCGCAAGUCGCUGCCCACGGCCAUCAAGCAGGUCUUCUGGCGCAUCACGCUGUUCUACGUCGUUGCCCUCACCCUCAUCGGCCUGCUGGUCCCCUAUAACGAGGCGCGCCUCCUGGGCGCCGACUCCUCCGUCGACGCCACCACGUCCCCCUUUGUCAUCGCCAUCGAGAACGCCAGGAUAGACGUCCUCCCCUCCGUCAUGAACGCCGUCAUCCUCAUCGCCGUGCUCUCCGUCGGCAACUCGGCCGUCUUCGGCUCCUCCCGCACCCUCGCUGCCCUGGCGGACCAACACCAGGCUCCGCGCUUCCUCUCGUACGUCGACCGCAAGGGCCGCCCCCUGAUGGCCAUCGGCCUCGCCGGCGGUUUCGGUCUCAUUGCCUACCUCGCCGACCUCGAGCAGCAGGACGAGGUCCUCGACUGGCUCCUCGCCAUCUCCGGCCUCUCGUCCGUCUUCACCUGGGCCUCCAUCUGCCUCUGCCACAUCCGCUUCCGCCGCGCCUGGGCCCUCAAGGGCCACGGCCUGCACGAGCUUGCCUUCCGCUCCCAGGUCGGCGUCGUGGGAUCCUGGUGCGGCCUCAUCAUGAACCUCCUCGUGCUCGUGGCCCAGUUCUGGGUUGGCGCCUUCCCUGUCGGCUGGGAGAAGUGGGAGCCCGAGGCCGUCGCCCGCAACUUCUUUCUGCGCUACGCCGCGUUUCCCAUCGUCGUCAUCAUGUACGUCGUCCACAAGUUCUAUUUCCGCACCACCAUCGUCCGCGUCAAGGACAUGGACGUCAGCACCGGCCGCCGCGACUUCAACCUCGGCAUCCUCGUCACCCAGGAGCAGGAGGAACGGCAGUCGUGGCCCACGUGGAAGCGUGUGUACAAGUUCUUGUGUUGA